UGCAGCUAGUUUUGUAUUAUUUUUUACAUACGCUUCCUAUCAAAAUGAACCGAAUCUUGGCAUUAUCACCGUUCAAAAACGCUUUACAACAUGAAGCAAAGACAGUUUUAUCGUAUGCAAGUCGAAAUAUGUCGGCUUCAGCAGACGAAGAUGACGACCCAAACUUUUAUCAUAUGGUCGGAAACUUCUUUGAGAAAGGUGCUCGCUUGGUGGAAGAUAAAUUGGUUGAACAACUCAAUGAGCCUAUUGAUAUGAAAGCACGACCUAAUGUGAGAUCUGUAAGUGCUGAUGACCAAAGAAAGCGUGUGCAAGGUAUAUUCAAGAUAAUGAGGCCUUGCAACCAUGUUUUACAAGUCACUUUCCCAUUGAAACGUGAUAACGGGGAACACGAGAUUAUAACCGGGUACCGAGCUCAGCACAGUCAGCAUAGGAUGCCGACUAAAGGAGGUAUGAGGUACGCACCUGAUGUCAACAUUGAUGAAGUGAAAGCAUUGGCUUCAUUAAUGACUUGGAAAUGUGCAGUAGUUGAUGUUCCAUUUGGCGGGGCAAAAGCUGGCGUCAAAAUCGACCCAAAACUUUACUCUGAACGUGAAUUAGAGAAGAUUACCAGAAGAUUUGCGAUGGAGCUUGCUAAAAAGGGAUUCCUUGGUCCUGGAACGGAUGUCCCUGCACCAGAUGUAAACACAGGUGCACGAGAAAUGUCCUGGAUGGCAGAUACAUACGCUAUGACGUAUGGACACGGUGAUAUUAAUGCUCACGCCUGUGUAACUGGGAAACCUAUCACGCAAGGUGGAAUACAUGGCAGGGUAUCAGCCACUGGCAGGGGUGUAUUUCAUGGGAUUGAAAACUUCAUUAAUGAAGCCACCUUUAUGAGUGCUGUAGGCAUGACUCCUGGGUUUCAGGACAAGACAUUUAUUAUACAAGGAUUUGGCAACGUGGGUCUUCACUCAAUGCGUUAUUUGCACAGGUAUGGUGUGCGCUGUUGUAUUGGAGUAAUUGAAUGGGAUGGUUGUAUUUAUAACCAAGAAGGAAUUGAUCCAAUAGAACUUGAAGAUUACAAAGUUGCAAACGGAACCAUAGUUGGCUUUCCUGGUGCCCAACCAUAUGAAGAUGAAACUCCCAUGUUAGAAGUAGAUUGCGACAUACUUCUGCCUUGUGCGAGGGAGAAAGUUAUAACUGCUGAGAAUGCACCAAGGAUAAAAGCUAGGAUCAUUGCUGAAGGAGCUAAUGGACCAACUACACCAGCAGCUGACAGAAUCUUACAAGCAAAUGAUAAACUUGUUAUUCCGGAUUUGUACUUAAACGCUGGUGGUGUAACUGUGUCUUAUUUUGAAUGGCUCAAAAACCUCAACCACGUCAGUUAUGGUCGUCUAACAUUCAAAUACGAACGAGAGGCAAACUACGACUUGCUAGACAGUGUACAGUCAAGUUUAGAGAGGAAAUUCGGAAAAUAUGGCGGACAGAUUCCUGUUACUCCUACUGAAGAAUUUUCAAAGAAAAUCCAUGGUGCUUCAGAAAAAGAUAUUGUUCACUCUGGCUUGUCAUACACCAUGGAAAGAUCAGCGAGGCAAAUAAUCCAUACUGCAAGAAGUUACGAGCUCGGGCUUGAUCUUCGAACAGCAGCAUAUGUGAAUGCAAUUGACAAGGUGUUCAAGGUUUACAAUGAAGCUGGUUUUACGUUCACAUAAAUGACUUGUUGGGUAGGUAAUGCCACCUUUCUCACAAUGGCAACUUCCUAUUUAUUUACGCACAUUUCUUUCUAAAAAACUUUAAUUUCAAAUCAAAAAUUAAAUUGCAAACCUAUUAAUAAAGUCUUGCACUCUCACUUUUUGUUGUUUUUCACUUUUUCUUUUAUAGAUUCCAAAAUUUUCAUUUAAAAUCUUUGCCACUGUGUCUUAAGUAAAAAAUUUGGCAAAAAAAUUGUUACAAUUAAAAAGAUAAAACACCUUUGUUCUAUUCUGGCAAAUACACAACUAGAUAAUGAAACGGUUUUCUAUUUUUUCUGUUUUUUUGAGAAUUUCACCCACCAUAUUAUCACCUAUCGCCUGAAGCUGUACCCAGGAAAAUACAGUGUACAUAUAUUUCCAUUAAAAAUUUAUAUCAUUUUCGGGUGCAAGAGCUGCUUUAUACUUACUAAAAAACAAGAGAUACUGUAUAGAAUGAACGGAAACUUUAAGAAUUCAAAAUAAAAUUGAAAAAAUCAA
Molecule: messenger RNA, 2204 nt
Organism: Ciona intestinalis (vase tunicate)
Lineage: Eukaryota; Metazoa; Chordata; Ascidiacea; Phlebobranchia; Cionidae
Source: RefSeq, a predicted model, not a curated record